Molecule: messenger RNA, 894 nt
Organism: Sphaerulina musiva SO2202
Lineage: Eukaryota; Fungi; Ascomycota; Dothideomycetes; Mycosphaerellales; Mycosphaerellaceae
Exons: 2
Coding region: 1-894 (297 amino acids)
Cellular component (GO): nucleolus
Molecular function (GO): rRNA (adenine) methyltransferase activity
Source: RefSeq, a predicted model, not a curated record
AUGGGCGUCCACAACCACUCCAAGAAGUCCAAGGCUCGCCUGCAAGCUGGCCGCCCACCAACGGCCAAGCUCACGAAGAAAAAGUCCUCCAAGGCCACUCAAAAGAUCAUCGUUGCCUUCCACCAACUCAACAAAGACCUCGCAACUGCCAGAUCCAAUAGCGAUUCGGCAACUAUUGCCUCCAUCGAAAACAAAAUGAAAGCUUUAGGUGGGCUGAAAGCCUACCAGGCAGCAUCCAUCCAAGGACAAUCUGCAGACCGAGGCGGCGAUUCCUCCCUCGUUCUGAUGAAGUGGCUCGCACCACUCAAGCUCGAGCUCAGCGCUCUCGACCAGAAAUUCAAGAUGCUCGAAGUCGGGGCUCUGAGCACGAAGAACGCAUGUUCCAAAUCCGGGCUUUUCGAUGUCACUCAUAUCGAUUUGAACUCUCAGGCGAAGGGGAUAUUGAAACAGGAUUUCAUGGAAAGGGCACUACCUGCACUGGAAGCUGAUGAUGACAAGUUCGACAUGAUUUCCCUGAGCCUGGUAUUGAACUUUGUGCCUUCGUCUGCUGGAAGAGGUGAAAUGCUCAGGAGGACUACAAAGUUUCUGAGACAACCGAGACGAUCCCGGACAUCUGACGCCUACCUCACAGACUAUAGAGCGACGCUCUUUCUCGUCCUGCCAGCUUCCUGUGUGCUCAACAGCCGCUACUUCAACGACGAACGCCUGACACUCAUCAUGGAUUCGCUGGGCUACUGUCUCUUGCAACGUAAAGAAACGAGAAAGUUGGUCUACUAUCUCUGGCAGUGGAGAGAUGAGCCUGCACCUAUGGAGGAGCAGAAGUUUGCCAAGAUCAAGGUUCGAGAGGGUGGCGGGAUGAACAACUUCUGGGUGGAGCUGAAGCCGGAUGAGUAG